Messenger RNA from Daldinia childiae, 1419 nucleotides. Its product is annotated as Bifunctional solanapyrone synthase. The record is from RefSeq and is a predicted model, not a curated record. Gene Ontology annotation, molecular function: FAD binding; oxidoreductase activity. The coding region runs from base 1 to 1419 and encodes 472 amino acids. Lineage: Eukaryota; Fungi; Ascomycota; Sordariomycetes; Xylariales; Hypoxylaceae. The transcript is spliced from 6 exons.
AUGGCAUCCGAGUCAGACAUAGUGACCACCGCAAAGACGGCCUGUGAACUUUUAGACUCUGCUUUUCCCGGGCGCGUGACAGUUCCAUCCCAUACUCGAUACCAGUCUCAGAAAUGCCAACCAUGGUGUCAGAAUUGCUGGCUUCCUGCAGCUUGUUUUGUCCGACCCCAGAACAGCAAAGACGUUGCUGAAGUCAUAAAAAUUGUGAAGAAAGCUGAUGCUAAAUUUGCGAUCCGUUCCGGUGGCCAUAAUUUCAAUCCUGGCUUCAGCAGCAUAGAUAAUGGGGUCUUGAUCGAUUUGCGGGAUCUUAACACUCUAGAAAUAGACAGUGAUGGGAUCUUGAAGGCUGGUGCUGGAAAUACAUGGGGUAAUGUAUAUACCUUUUUGGAGGAAAAGGGACUUUCGGCGAUAGGUGGGCGCCAGAGUGACGUUGGAAUAUCAGGUUAUCUUCUUGGGGGCGGUAUGCCAGCUUUUCCCAAUCUCCAUGGGUUGGCGGCCGAUAGUGUAAAAAACUUCGAGGUCGUGCUGGCUGAUUCGACCGUUAUCAAUGCUAAUGCUUAUGAGAAUAUGGAUCUGUUUCGGGCUUUGAAGGGUGGUGGUUCCAACUUCGGUAUCGUGACAAGAUUCGAUAUACAGACAUAUCCUGCUAUACAACUCCAAUACAACGUCCUCAUGUACCACCCCUCGGGGUUCGAAGAGGUCCUCCAUGCCACUGUUGAGGCCCAAGAAGUAAUGGAAACAGAUCCGAAGCUAGGCAUGUUUGCCAGUGUCAAUCCAACAUUCAUUGCAAUUGGAAUUUAUUUUGCCGACGUGAUGACAGAACAGCCAAAGGCGAUUGAGACCUUCCUGAACUUAAAAAGUCUCAUGCAAACCCUGGUGCCAACGACCAAAGGUACUAUUAAGUCCUUGGUCGAAGCUAUCGGGAUUUUAGGACCCUCUACCAGGAGACUUACGGCAACAACUACUACAAAAGUCUCCUAUGACUUCUAUGUACAGGUCCAUAAUCUUUGGUUGGAUUCUGCAAGAAGAUAUACAAAUAUUAGCAAUCUAUGGUAUAAUAUCCAACCUACAUCUAUAACCGCCGUACAGAUUGGGGAAAACCAAGGUGGUAAUUCUUUAGGACUCCAGAAAGUUCCUCAGACAUGGUGGUCGCUGGUCGCUGAAUGGUCUGAGGAGUCUGACGAUACGGCAGUAUCCCAUGAGCUAGAAGAAUUUACUGAGGACGUCUCAAAGCUCGCUAAAGAACAAGGCCUAUAUCUCAACUUCAAGUUCAUGAAUGAUGCUGAGUUUUCGCAAAGGGUACUCAGUAGCUAUGGCAUGGAAAAUAUGAAGCGAUUGCAGGAAGCUUCCGCUAAGUACGAUCCUGAACAGCUGUUUCAGCGAUUACAGAAUGGAGGUUUCCUUCUAAGAAAUCCUUAA